UCGAACAGGAUGUGACGUCAAAUCCUCUAAAAGAAAAAGAAACAGAAGAUUCGUGUUGUUUCCGGAUACUUCGAUGCUUAUCACAUCAGCUCGAUUCAGUGUCCCUCAUCCUGACAGAAGUGCACCAAACACAGAGCAGUUGCCUCUGCCAGUUAAAACACAAGCUAUUGAAGUUGCUGGCCCUCUGAAGUCAUGGUGGACUAUUACCAGAUUCUAGGAGUGCAGAAAACGGCAUCUCCAGAUGACAUCAAAAAAGCUUACAGGAAACUAGCUCUCAGGUGGCAUCCAGAUAAGAACCCGGAUAAUAAGGAGGAGGCAGAACAUAAGUUUAAAGAGCUUUCAGAGGCAUAUGAAGUCCUUUCAGAUGCAAACAAAAGGAACAUAUACGAUCGAUAUGGCAAAGAGGGCUUAGCAGGAAGCGGAGGAGGAGGAGGAGGAGGUCAUUAUAAUGGUGACCACUUUGGAGGAUUCACAUUCCGCAAUCCAGAAGAUGUCUUCAGGGAAUUCUUUGGUGGACGUGAUCCAUUUGCAGACUUCUUUGGGGGAGAUCCAUUUGCUGAUGACUUCUUUGGUGGUGGUCGUAGACAUCAGCGGGAUAUGAGCAGAAGCCGGACAAGCGGGUCGUUUUUUGGGGGCUUUGGUGGCUUCCCACCUUUUGGUGCUGGGUUUUCAUCUUUUAAUGCAGGUUUCAGCCCCUUUGGGCAUAUGGGAGGAGGUGGCUUUACCUCCUUCUCCUCAAGCUCGAUAGGUGGAGGGGGAGGCGGUGGAGGGAUGGGCAACUUCCGCUCUGUGUCAACCUCCACUAAAUUCAUCAAUGGCAGGAAAAUCACAACAAAAAGAAUCAUUGAGAAUGGACAGGAACGGAUAGAAGUGGAAGAAGAUGGACAGUUAAAAUCUCUAACCAUAAAUGGAAGAGCCCAGGAGAUAGACAUGCCUGAGGGUCACAGACAGAGGAGAGAGCUCCCUGACUCCUCAACCUCCUCACAUUCUGCAAGGCAGUCAGCUCAGAGAGAGGAGCAAAAUAAAACCACAGGCAAAGAGCAAGCUGGAGUCAAGAGGAAGAGAUUGACUGUGAAUGGAGAGACCAAAAAGGCCAAAGAAUCCUAAAUUUGGCUCUAUAUCUGUACUGAUAGUCUAAAUUCUGAUAUAUUGUAGCUGUGGAUAUUCUCUGUUGAGGUUGGAUCAACAUUAUAGCAUUUUUAUGUUUUUUUGUUUGUUUUUGUUUUUUAUUGCAGAGUUGACUGAAAUGUAUCAAAUUUUCCCAUGGCACUACAAAUCAAUAAUGAUUGAAAAUAAAUGAUCACUGUCUGAACUGUGACAUAUACCUAAAUAAAAAAGGCAAUGGAGUGUUAAUGUGGAACCGAACAUAUGUCAUUAACAUGAUCAAUACUUAUUUUAUUAAUACAUUGACACAGAAUCAGAGUGUACAGUGUUUUUUCUGUAAUAAAGAAUCUCUUGCCUUUGGAGGAAUUUAGAGUACAGAAGAAGACCAAACUGUCUUUGGUAACAUUUAAGAGUUUAACACAUAGGAGCACAAUUACUGUAGAAGCCUGCAAUUUGGUUGUAGCCUUGAUGUACAGAAGCAAGUUAAUACUGAGAAAUAUUAGCCACAUCAUAUAGUAGUGAGUUGUUCAUAGAAAUGUUCCAAGGGACAUCUUGAAAACUGGACAACGUUUUCCACCAGUUUAUGACUGCAAGCUCAUUUCUUUCUGGCAGUAACUAUCCUGAGUAGAGGACCCCAUUUGCUCCUGGUGAGAAGUUUUUCCUUCAACUCUCGGAGCUGAUCUCCAUCUUCUGCACUAUGAGCUUCAGCAGGUUGUGUUGUUUUUCCAGUCUCUGACGACAUCUUCAUCCUGGUAAAUCACAUCACAUGGUCUGGCAUGAAGAACCUCUGGGAUUAAUGCUGGGCAUAAAUUGUAUGAAUUUAAAUUCAAAUGCAUACCAUCAUAACUAGAUGACAAAUUUUGCUAAAGCAGUUCAGCUGGACAGAACUGCAAUUUUUGAGAAGCUGUGAAGCAAUUUCUCAGGUUGGUGUUACCUGCAUUUCUGUUUGGUUAGCUCCUGUUCCAGUGGAGUUGACUGUUGUGUGGCGGGGAGGCGGGUCCUGACCCUCCGAACAUCAUUGCCACAAAAAAAAAAACACCUUUUCUGUACACAAGCACAUUGAAUCUGCACAUUUAGAUCUGAUGGAAAAUGUCAGUGUUUUCAAGUUGGAAAAAAAUAAAAGCUUUACUUUGACAACAAA
Messenger RNA from Myxocyprinus asiaticus (Chinese sucker), 2245 nucleotides. RefSeq names its product dnaJ homolog subfamily B member 6-like. NCBI's taxonomy places the organism in Eukaryota, Metazoa, Chordata, Actinopteri, Cypriniformes, Catostomidae. Gene Ontology annotation, biological process: positive regulation of proteasomal ubiquitin-dependent protein catabolic process; protein refolding. The transcript is spliced from 10 exons. The record is from RefSeq and is a predicted model, not a curated record. Gene Ontology annotation, cellular component: cytosol; endoplasmic reticulum membrane. Bases 193 to 1107 code for a protein of 304 amino acids. Gene Ontology annotation, molecular function: Hsp70 protein binding; ATPase activator activity.